This is a messenger RNA of Fusarium redolens, 1364 nucleotides long. RefSeq lists its product as uncharacterized. The record is from RefSeq and is a predicted model, not a curated record. Gene Ontology annotation, biological process: D-xylose metabolic process. Gene Ontology annotation, molecular function: NAD+ binding; UDP-glucuronate decarboxylase activity. The transcript is spliced from 4 exons. Gene Ontology annotation, cellular component: cytoplasm. NCBI's taxonomy places the organism in Eukaryota, Fungi, Ascomycota, Sordariomycetes, Hypocreales, Nectriaceae. Bases 179 to 1147 code for a protein of 322 amino acids.
UGUCUCACCCUGGCAGAUCGAUGAUGCCCGUUUGACUUGAAAACAGAUAAUAUUUUAUGACUGCGUCUAUAAUUAAUUCUACAAGCUCGAUGCCCUCUUUUUCUCCAUUUCCAUUACAGAAACUAACUGCGUUGUGCCGCAAAUCAUCAGCUUCAUUUUAUACCGUGAAUACUACAGCAUGGUUAUCAUCGUCACUGGUGGCGCUGGGUUCCUCGGCUGCAAUUUAAUCCAGCUACUCCUCGAGAAGAACCACGAAGUCGUCGUGAUUGAUUCGCUAUGGACGGGAUCUCAAAGCACCCUCGAUAAUUUCCGAUCAGACAAGCGAGUGCGAUAUAUUCAAGCUGAUGUACGAGAUCCUCUACCGUGGAUAGAUGGAGUCGAGCAAAUCUACCAUCUCGCAUGCCCUGCGAGUCCUGUGCAUUUCGAGACUCAACCAAUUGAUAUCCUGCAAACGUGCUUCAAUGGCGCAUCGAACGUUUUAGACUAUGCAUUGAAACAUAAUGCUCGAGUACUUCUUGCUAGUACAUCAGAAGUGUAUGGCGACUCGCAAAUCGCAUGCCAACGCGAAGACUAUCGAGGCAAUGUGAACUGCUUCGGCCCGCGCUCCUGUUACGACGAAGGCAAGAGAGUCAUGGAAGCACUAGGAUAUGCCUACCAAGCCGAACACGGUCUCGAAGUCCGCAUCGCACGAAUCUUCAACGCCUAUGGCCCAUUCAUGGAGCCAGAGGACGGUCGAGCUGUUCCAAAUUUCAUCAUGGCAGCUCUGAAACGAGAACCAAUCACGAUAUUCGGUGAUGGACACGCAACACGAUGCUUCCAACACGCCAACGACUGUGUUCGGGGAUUAGAGGCACUGAUGAACAGCGACUAUCACGAGCCGAUCAAUAUCGGGAGUGAUCUUGAGAUGGAGAUUAGUGAGAUUGCAGAUAUAAUAUCUCGAGUCGUGGCCGAGAAAACAGGAUAUGAAGAUCCUGUUGCUGUUCAGUUGUUGCCGAAGAGGGAAGAUGAUCCUAUUAGGCGAAAGCCAGAUACGAGUCUUGCUGAGAGGGUAUUGGGCUGGAAGCCUAGGGUGUCGUUGGAAGAGGGAGUGGCUACGACGGUUGACUGGUUUAUUCAGAGGGAGAAUGGCAUUUCGAGUAGGCUCUAGAGCGAGUUGAAGGUACCCAUUCAUGAUUAAUGAAAGAUACACACAGCUGAAUCAUGUAGCGUAAUGAGACAUUGACAAAUUAGUACUGGGUGUUACUUUCAGGAGCGACUGAUUAGUUUACUUGGCUCUAUCUGGUAUCUCAACUUUGUAUGGCCACCAAGGGUAGUGUUAAAAGUCUGAACAUACAAAGUGGCCGUCUCAUCUCGAACUCGUAUUG